GAAGACCGCAGACAUGCUCAGGUUUCUUGUGUUGAUCUCUUUCGCAGCCCUCGUGCUGGCCCAGCUGGAGCCCGAGCCCAGGUAUCUGGAGGAGGACAGUGUGGAGGAGAGAGUUGUGGGAGGUGAAGUGGCCAGACCCAACACCUGGCCCUGGCAGAUCUCUCUUCAGUAUAAAUCUGGCUCCAACUUCCACCACACGUGUGGAGGAACCCUGGUCAGGAGAGGAUGGGUCAUGACCGCAGCUCACUGUGUCGACCGCUCCAGGACUUGGCGCGUUGUUCUUGGAGAACACAACUUAAACUCCCACGAAAGCAGAGAACAGUACAUGAGCGUGAGCCGCGUCUACGUCCACCCCAACUGGAACUCCAACAGCGUUGCUGGAGGGUGGGACAUUGCUCUCCUGCGUCUGUCCUCUGAUGCUUCCCUGAACAACAACGUCCAGCUGGCCGCCCUCCCCCCCAGUGGUCAGGUCCUGCCCCACAACAACCCCUGCUACAUCACUGGAUGGGGACGCACCCAGACCGGAGGUCAGCUCUCUGCUCAGCUCAAACAGGCGUCCCUGCCUGUUGUCGACCACAAGACCUGCUCCAGCUACGGAUGGUGGGGCAGCACGGUGAAGAGCUCCAUGGUGUGUGCUGGUGGCGGCAGAGACUCUGGAUGCCAGGGCGACUCCGGUGGCCCCCUGAACUGCAGCGUCAACGGCCGGUGGGUUGUCCACGGUGUGACCAGCUUUGUGUCCUCCUCCGGCUGCAACGCUACCAAGAAGCCCACCGUCUUCACCCGCGCCUCCGCCUACAUCAGCUGGAUGAACAGCAUCAUGGGUUGAGAAGAAGGACAGUCUCCAUGGAGACGGGAGAAGACUCGGGAUUCGUCUCCUCUUCUGUGCGACUCCAUCACAAUAAAAUGUCAUUUUCACUGUA
This is a messenger RNA of Hippoglossus stenolepis (Pacific halibut), 920 nucleotides long. Its product is annotated as elastase-1. Gene Ontology annotation, molecular function: serine-type endopeptidase activity. The transcript has 8 exons. Gene Ontology annotation, biological process: proteolysis. NCBI's taxonomy places the organism in Eukaryota, Metazoa, Chordata, Actinopteri, Pleuronectiformes, Pleuronectidae. The record is from RefSeq and is a predicted model, not a curated record. The coding region runs from base 14 to 826 and encodes 270 amino acids.